AGGGCGCUCGCGUUUGGCCCCGCCGGCUUGCCGUCCGUUGCCCCCUUACGUCGCCGCACGGUGAGAGAACCAGUCGGUGGUUGGGAGCCGGUGAGGCAGGAGCCGUCGUAGGCCAUGGAGGCUGACGCGGGCGGGUCGGACGCCUUCGAUACCAUUGUCAUGGCGGAGACGAGAUUUCAUGGUGAAGGCUAUCAGGAAGGAUAUGCUGAAGGAACAUGUGCUGGACUCCUUGAAGGAAGGCAAUAUGGCAUACAACAAGGUGCAAAGAUUGGUUUAGAAAUUGGAUCAUAUCUUGGUUUUGCAAUGACAUGGCAGAAAUUGCUUCAUAAAGGCUCUGAUGAGAAAAACAGUAAAAAGAUAAAAGCUCUAGAGUCAUUAAUAGAGAUGAUUCGGACAUUUCCUUGUGAGGAUCCAGCCUAUGAAAAACUUCAGGAAGACCUGGAGAAAAUCAGAGGACGAUUUAAACAGGUUCGUUCAUUGCUGCAUAUUCCUUCUAGUGUUAGACUUGGUGCUGAAGGAUCUGCACUUACAUUCUGAAAAGGACCACAAAUGGAGAAACGAACUCCCAUCAGGCUACUAAAGAAGUGGUGAAAUCUUGAGUGGAGAAAAUGAGGCUAGAAAGUGUGGUUUUUUUACUCACUGAUAAGAAGACUUAACUCUUCACAGGAAUAGAACCAAUAAAUAAGUCUGUAUGUUGAUUGAAUUGCAGUGCCAGUUCAGUUUGUAGAGUCCUGCUUAAAGCAGGCAGUAUGUGGAGUAAACUCCAUGGUGAUUUGUAGUAGCUAUAGUACUGGUUUGGGAAAUUAAUAUUGGAAAUUGGACUACAACACAGUGGCUUGUUAACAUACUGGUGUCAUUUGCAUUGGGUAGGUAACUUUGAAAUGACUUCAGAUACUUUGAUCUGGGUCUUGUAAACACUUUCAAAAUUUCAUUUGUAAGCCUGACAUUCUGCUGGCAAUGUGUGUAAAGAUAUAUCGCACUAUAUUAGUGCAAGAAAUGCAGCAACCUAAUCUGUAAAACAGAUGUUAUCCGUAUAUGUAGUUGUGUGUCGUCGUCCCCCCCCCACAUGCUGUGCAGUCUCAGCUGAUAUUACUAUAGUGAUACAGUUCACAGAUGAAAGCAUACUUUUUAAUAGAUAUCUGACCUGCUGGCCCUCAAAGAAUGUUUCAUUCCAAAACACCACUUUUCCUUUGAAAUAUCUCACACACUGAGAUAAGAAAUAUCUUCAGUACUGAGAUGUGGAAAUGACUUAGCCUGGCUUUAAUGCAUUUUCUAGAAAAUACAAUUAGACUCUCAUCAAAAUAAGGAAACAGAAGUGGGAGCCUUUGCAGAAAGUGCCUUUGUGGGCCAGCACACACACAGACACACACACACACACACCCCUGCCCUGGCUGCGGUUCUUUAAGCUUUUUAAAGGAUCCAUUUGGGAAGGGAACAAAUUGGCCCAGUGUACCCCUUUUCCUCCUACCUGUGCCCUUAACUGGUUGCAGUAAAGUAAGUACCAGUUUAACUCUCAGCUCUGGCUAGGAAAAUCUAUUUCUUCACUCUAUUCUUUGUUGCCACAUUACUUGACAACAUGAGACCAGAAUACAUGCUCAGCUAAAGGAAGUUGGAUGGUUUGCUUGCAAAAGCCAGUGUUUCCUUGCAGUUUUUGAGAUUCCCACUGACAGUGUUGACUCUUUCUGCCCUACCCAUUUUUAAUCUCAGCAUCUCUGCACUUGGAAUAUUCACUUUUCAAAUGGAGGGGGUGAUAUUCCUGGUGCCUGUGAACAUGAUUAUGUAAUAACUCAGUUUAGGUGUGGUUCCCCCCAAAACAACAGCAACAGCAACAAAACCCAUGCAUGUUUGCUGGGGACAGGGCAAAGAAGAAGCUGACCCAUAGCUCUGGUUUCCCCCUAUUUAUCUUGCUCUAUGUACAUGUGCUGCAUCCAUGCAAGGAGAAAGGUAUCCUUUCUGUUUAAGCUACCAAAUAGAUCUCCGUAAGCAAGCUGCUAGUUUAGGGCCACCUAGUGGGAAAAGUAAAUAUAUCAUCUAGGAAAUAAAGAUGUAAAACUGCUUUUGUGUUUCACUGGAAAUUCCAAAGGCGGUUGAUAAUUUUUCAAGAGAUCCUUUUUUCAUAUGUAGACAUGUAAUCCUCAAAACCUAACCUCCAAAAUGAAUGGAACGUUGUAUGCUUAAACUGCUUUGGGAAAAUAAAAUACUGAAACCAGUCGUCCCCCCCCCCCCGAAGACCUAUUUUUAUGUUACACAGCUUUCCAUGUUUUUACAGCUUCAUUGUAUCAUGCAGUACAGUGAUUUCCAGCUUUGCCUUUUCAUUUCAAUGAGAUUUCAGGAUUUUUUCCAUUGCAAACAAGCAAAUAUUCUUCUCCCUGACAUUUGUUCUGAUGCAGGAUAAUCUUCAUUCAUGUCCAUGGUGGAUUGUUCAGUUGUAACCAUUUACUCAUGUUUUGUUCAUAACUACACCUCUUAAUAUUGUUUGUAAUGCUGAUCGUGGAACUCAAAUGUACUGCAUGAGAUGGUCACAUCCACAGCCUGUUUUGUAUUGUGUCCACUGUCUGGUGUUAGAUGUCAUUUUGGAAUAUCCUUUUCUUUGUAUUAAAACCUUUUUCUUCAUA
This is a messenger RNA of Podarcis muralis (Common wall lizard), 2615 nucleotides long. It is a transcript of the gene LTO1, whose product is annotated as LTO1 maturation factor of ABCE1. Lineage: Eukaryota; Metazoa; Chordata; Lepidosauria; Squamata; Lacertidae. The record is from RefSeq and is a predicted model, not a curated record.